Molecule: messenger RNA, 2790 nt
Organism: Trichoderma atroviride IMI 206040
Lineage: Eukaryota; Fungi; Ascomycota; Sordariomycetes; Hypocreales; Hypocreaceae
Biological process (GO): fungal-type cell wall biogenesis; transmembrane transport
Cellular component (GO): membrane
Source: RefSeq, a predicted model, not a curated record
CACUCUGCUUUCUCCAGUCUCUGCUGUUGAAAAGAUGCUUGCCUCCACCUCUCUCAAUACCUGCCAGGAUAACUCAGGUCUCCAAGCCAGUUUCUUCAACGCCGUUUACACUCCCAACAACAACUCAGCCACCAUCAAUCUGGUGGCCACAUCCUCUGUUACAGGCUACGUCGAAUUUGAUAUUGAAGCCUCGGCUUACGGAUACACCUUUCUAAAGACCACGCUCGACCCGUGCAAGAUCAAGCUUCCUGGCAUGUGUCCCAUGACGGCUGCUGCCAAGUUCAAUAUUCCCUUCACCCUCCCCGUUCCCGCUGAUGCAGCCAAAUCGAUUCCUUCCAUCGCCUACACCAUCCCUGAUCUGGAUGCCAUGGUCAGGGUGCGCGUUAACCUCACAAGCACAAAGGAAAGUAUUGCCUGUGUCGAGGCCAACAUCUCCAACGGCUUGACGGUUAAUCUGGUUGGUGUGAAAUGGGCUACAGCCAUUAUUGCCGGUAUUGCUUUGGUUUCAUCCGCCAUCUUCAACGGACUGGGCCACUCCAACACCGCCGCCCACGUUGCUGCCCUCUCGCUCUCCCUCUUUGGCUAUUUCCAGGCCCAAGCCAUGAUUGGCUUGACUGGCGUGGAGCUGCCUCCCAUCGCUCAGGCUUGGACUCAAAACUUCCAGUGGUCCAUGGGCAUCAUCCACAUCGGCUUCAUGCAGACCAUCUUCACUUGGUAUCAGCGUGCUACAGGUGGCACCCCUGCCACUCUCUUUAGCUCGCUGGGAUCUGUUUCCGUCUCUGUGCAAAAGCGUGGUCUGGAUGCCGGCCUCGAUGCUGGCAAGGAGCUGAUGAGACGCAGCCUCGCUCUCAUGCCUGCGUCUGCCGUCCAUCUUCUGAAGCGAAGCGGCAACAUCUUGUCCCCGUCUGGAGGCUAUGUGGUCUAUGGAAUUCAGCGUGUGGCAUUCAAGGCCAAGAUUGAAACCACCAACCUCUUCCUCACAGGUCUGACUUUCUUUUGGCUCUUUGCCAUCUUCACCAUGCUUGGCAUCACUUUGUUCAAGUUUGCCUUGGAAGGUUUGGCCAAGCAGGGCGUCAUGAAAUCAGACAAGUUCCUCGAGUUCCGCAACGGUUGGCGGACUGUUCUCAAGGGUAUCCUCUACCGCAUCGCCCUCAUCGGUUUCCCACAGCUUUCUAUCCUGUGCCUCUGGGAAUUCACGCAACGUGACUCCGCGGCCGAAGUUGUGCUUGCCGUCUUCUAUUUCUUUUGUCCACUUAUUGCUCUUGCCUGGGGAUCUAGCAAGGUGAUUCAGAUUGCCCGCCGAUCCAUCAACAUGCACGGAAACGCAGCCUACAUCCUCUUCUCGGACCCCCAGGCUCUCAACAAGUGGGGUUUCCUGUACGUGCAGUUCCGUGCCUCUGCUUACUACUUCAUCGGGCCCAUCUUGGCCUACACCUUUAUCAAAGCCAUGUUUGUGGCUUUUGCGCAAAAGACUGGCGUCGCCCAGGCUGUCGGCUUCAUCAUCCUCGAGAUUGGCAUGCUCAUUGCCGCGUCGGUGUUGCGCCCCUGGAUGGAUAAGAAGACCAACUCGUUCAACAUUGCCAUUUACGUCAUCAACUUCUUGAACUCCAUCUUCUUGCUCAUCUUUACCAACGUCUUUGGCGCGCCUUUGUUGGCCAUCGGUGUUGUUGGUGUCAUUUUGUUUGUCCUUAAUGCCAUCUUCUCCACGGUUCUUCUUCUCAUGGUUGUCGCUUCAACUAUUUAUUCCAUUGUGCGCAAGAACCCCGACGCCCGAUACCAGUUCAUGGCGGAUGACCGAGCGUCGUUUAUGAAGUCACAAACUCAGCUCAACAAUGGCGCCGCUACUGAGUUAGACGCAUUGGCAGUUACCGCUAGAGGCGACAAGGGAUACAAGCUUGGAGACGAAGAAUCAAUUGCAUCUGACGAAAUGCACCACCCUACGGAACCCGCUACCAGCAUGGCUUAUGCUCCUCAGACCAUGAACCCUCAAGCUGGCUUCUACCAGCCGACGCGUUCAGUAUCCCCCGUCAACCCAUCUGUGCCACUCUUCCCAGCCAAUGACCAGCAGUCCCAUUCAUCAUACGGCCACGGCUCAUCGCCAGCGCCAAUGGGACGAGUUCCUUCGUACGACAACAACCACAACACGAGCCCUGGCGGCUACAGAGCACAAAACAAUGCAAGCCCCUGGCAGCGUGGUGCUGGUUACGAUUAAGCAAGCCCCGACCCUGACCGUUCUAUAGACCUACAAUGACGCACAUCUCUUUUUUUUUUUUCUUCUCUCAUUUCUUUAGUCUUGUUUUCUCUAUUUAUAAUCAGUCGCACGCGAAUCCCACGAGGGACAAUUGCCAUCACCUGAUGCGCGUGUAUAUCACAAACAGCCUAGUGUGUAUAUGAGGGCCGGCUGUCCUCAAUAUCCUGAGUCAUUCGUCAUGUGUGGUAGGAGAGAGCGACGGGCUGGCUCUGUUUUGGCGAUGCAAUGCGAUGCGAUGCGAUGCGUGUAAAGGCGUUUACUAAGAAGGCUGACCUUGUUCGUUGUCUGGGCUACUUGAAGGAGUACUGUUUGAAAGAGCGAGCGAGAGCAUACACAUAUAAAAAGGACAUUGCGUGCCGCUCACCUAUUUUUUCUCAUGUAUGUACAUAGGGUCUCGUUGGAGAGAUCGAAUUGGCCAUUUAGAGGCCGAUGGUUAUGACAACUACUGCUACAACUAUUUACCUGACCUUGACUUUGAGGCUCGGGAUGUAUAGAGCGUGCAAACUUGGAUAGAUUUGAAAUGAUGUUCCAGUCUUGCC